AUGUUCUCGCAAGGAGGCUCACAGCGUCCACAGCGCCCAGGAACAGCAUUUUCCCGCCCAUCGACCGCUCGCCCACCGACGCGGAUGAGCAACACGACUGUCUACCGAGAAGGCGAGUAUGGAGGGAACUUUGUUAUAGCGGUUAUUGAGGGUCGGGGCGUCGCGAGAGAAGUCGGUAUCGCUGCUCUCGAUCGGGACACCGGACGAACGGUUCUUCUCCAGGUCGCUGACUGCCAAACCUAUGUCAAGACCCUGCAUCAUAUCUCCCUCCACCAGCCCACGACGCUCCUCGUGCUCGACACGGCACUCUCAGACCGGACUACAGGGCGAUAUGGAACAGGAGGAGGAGGACCGAGCCUGCUUGUACAGGCUCUGCAGGAUGAGUUUCCUGGGGCGGCUAUCGAGCCUGUGGCCAGGAAGUAUUGGAAUGAAAACGCUGGACGGGACUUUAUCAAGCAGCUGAUUGUUGAGGAUGAAGAAUGCCCAGCCACGCUGGUCGCAGUUCACGAGAAAUAUUUUGCCCUGUCUGCAGCGUGCGCCCUCUUCAAAUACAUGGAAUCGAGACGGAACGCGAUUUUUGCCAUCCAUUCUUUGAGAAUCCAAUACAUUCCGGUGGAAGGCACGAUGCUAAUUGAUGCGGAUUCUGCCAGAAACUUAGAGCUAAUCAACAAUCUGACGCACAAGAAGAGCAAUCACAGCCUAUUUGGUAUUCUGAACGACUGUUUCACUCCCAUGGCAGCGCGCAUAUUACGUGCCAAUAUUCUCGCCCCGGUUACUAAUCUGAAUGCCAUCAACCAGAGGCUUGAUGCUGUCCAAGAGCUCACCGAUAUGGAGGAUCGUUUUACCUCCAUCAAAGAGUCGCUCCGCGGGCUGAAAGGGGUUGACCUGGACAAACUUAUCACCGCGCUCAUUGUCUCCGAGGCCCGACCUACCACAAACGUGAAGAUAGCAGAGCAACGUGUGGGACAGAUGUUAACCCUUCGGACGGCGGUCCGGGCGCUCAAGGCGGUUCGAGAAGCCCUCGGCGGGUGUCGAUCCGAUUUGUUGAAAGCAGUUGAGCGAUUGAUCAACGAUGAUCGGAUUGAUCAGCUUGAUUCUCUGAUAGCUGAAGCACUGAAUGAGGAUGCGGGCAUUGCCAAAAACGGUGUGCACAACAAGAACAUGAAAGUGUACGCCGUCAAGGCCAAUUACAAUCGUCUUCUCGAUGUUGCCCGUGAGACAUACAAAGAAGACAUCACCGAGGUAUAUGCGCUUCACCAGCGGAUCUCGGAGGAGCAUGACAUGCCGCUGGAUCUACAGUGGACGGAGAACGGAUUCCACUUCACCGUCAAGAAGGAUGAGGCACCCAAUGGACGUCUGCCGAAAGGGUUUGUGGAUGUGAACGCCAAGGGCCCCAAAUGGAUGUGCUCGACUAUGGAGUUGAAAAAGUGGAACGCGCGGGUAAAGGAUGCCCUGAACGAAACAAUGCUGAUCAGCGACCAGAUCAUACAGGACGUUCUUGCAGAAGUGAUAGAAUAUGUUGCUGUCCUGUGGAAGGCGUCCGAGGCGAUUGCACUCCUUGACAUGCUCUGGGCAUUUGCGAACGCUUCCAUCAUUCGGCCUGAGUUUACGUCCACACUCGCAAUCAAAGCUGGCCGUCACCCUAUCCUAGAAGUAGUGCAACCUCCCGGCAUGUUGGUUGCGAACGACGUCUACUGCAGCGAUGGCACGAGCUUUCAGUUGGUGCAAGGUCCGAAUAUGAGCGGGAAGAGCACAUACAUCCGGCAAGUUGCAUUGCUAGUUAUCAUGGCCAUGAUUGGGUGCUUUAUUCCAGCGGAAUACGCGAGUUUCCGUCUGCAUGACGCGCUCUUGACGAGGCUGUCGAAUGACGACGAUGCUGAGCGCAAUCUGAGCACCUUUGCCCAGGAGAUGGCAACAUCCGCUAUGAUCCUUGGAAUGGCAACGGAGAACUCGUUGAUUCUGGUAGACGAGCUCGGCCGUGGCACAUCUCCUCAUGAAGGAAUAGGUAUCUGCCACGCUCUGGCCGAAGAAAUGAUCCAAUCGAAGGCUUUCGUAUUCUUCACUACGCAUUUCAACGAUCUUGGCGCGACUUUGGGGAAGCAUCCGACUGUCACGAGCCUACAUCUAGAAGUCAAUACGACCCGGCAAACGACGUCAACUGGGUUUAACAUGGUAUUCCAACACAAAAUUCGUGACGGGCCGAUGGAGGAGCAAAAUCACUAUGGUCUAGAGCUGGCGAAACUGGCUGAUCUUCCUGACGGUCUUCUGGCAACAUCUGCUCGUAUGGCGGAGCAUCUGGCUGAAAGAGAACGCGUGCGUCGUGCUAAGAGCGAAGGCGGCAAGAUCAACACUCGGCGGAAACUAUUGAUCAAAGUGAAUACUCUUUGA
This is a messenger RNA of Dacryopinax primogenitus, 2388 nucleotides long. RefSeq lists its product as uncharacterized. The record is from RefSeq and is a predicted model, not a curated record. Lineage: Eukaryota; Fungi; Basidiomycota; Dacrymycetes; Dacrymycetales; Dacrymycetaceae. Gene Ontology annotation, biological process: mismatch repair; reciprocal meiotic recombination. Gene Ontology annotation, molecular function: ATP-dependent DNA damage sensor activity; mismatched DNA binding; ATP binding. The coding region runs from base 1 to 2388 and encodes 795 amino acids. Gene Ontology annotation, cellular component: nucleus. The transcript has 24 exons.